AUGAAAAAAGCAGCGCUUCACACCCCUUGGGUGUUAGCGUUUACUAUCGCACUGUCUGUUGUGGACGCUCUAGUUCUAGAGCUCAGGGUGGAUGACGGUCCUCGUAAGGAUGUUAUAUCGCCCAUCUACUCCAUGCCGGUCCUAGCGACGACGUCGGAUCAUGUGGAUGUACCUACCUACGUGUUCGCGGUGGCAGAAGGAGGGAGCAUAGAAGGAACUGUCAAGGUUGUAUCAAUAGAGGACUCGCCAGUUAUGGUGUCUGCGGGAAAUGAAACAAAUGGUGGAAUCACCGGCACUCUCGGCGGAUAUUGGAAUAGCGCAGUACAGCUCAGACAAAGAAUAAAAUCGUACAAAAACAACCGGGAUCACUACAGUUGGCUGCAACUUAUAUAUAAUCUUUUCAACUGGGCAUUCGGUGGUGGUCGUGGGAAGGAUGACAAUAAUGCGGUGAGCAGCGUCAGCAGAGAUCCAACUCAGACGCUAGACAAUGUAUACAUCGUUAUAAUCUCAAAAUUGAAGUGGAAUUUGUAUGUUAAGGCACGUAGUGAAUAUGUAAUGGAGCCUGCAAAAGGAAGCGACCAAUUUAUUGUCAGUGGCUAUUUCGUAGCGGAUAUGCGCAUACCCAUACCAGCUGUGGGACAAUCAGUGAAUUUUACAUACAAGGUGAAGUCAACUGAUACGUUUGUUAUUCUGUUGUUUAAUGCUAACGAGAGCAAACUCAUCAUGGAUGGCAAGAUUACGCUCAAGAACCCGAACAACGAUCAUCUCUCCGUUGAAAUGAUGUAUUACAGGGGCAUUCUAGCGUUCUGGACGAUAUUAUACGCCACUACUGGAAUCUGUGCGUUGCUUUAUUUGAUAUUUUGGUUGAGGGGAACUGCUAAAGGGCUGAAUUAUAUGUUGGCCCUAAACUUCGUAUGCGUAGCCAUAUACCUGCAGCUGGAUCGCCAACUAAUACAGCUAAUAGUUGACACCGGAACCUACCCAAACAUUCUCUGGACUAUGGCUCAUCUGGUUAAAAGGGUGCACGAAAACUGUCUGUUGGCAACACUUGUACUGCUAUCUUUGGGGUGGCAAAUUAUCCGUGAAAAUCUCACUCCCACGGAAUUCCGCACGGUUAUAGCGGUAGCGGUGUUUGCCUGUGUCAAUGAAUUCUUCGAAAUACUCGUCAACGGAACUGAUGUGGCGCGUUUUGCCGUUGGCAGCGUGGUUUUCAUCACAACCAUAAUAGCAUUGAACAUCAACCAACUCAUCAUAAGGGCAAGUAUCACAGACGAAUCUUUCAGCGAGCAGACCGGAAUUGCAUACGGGCAACUUAAAGCGUACAAUAUAUUCAAGGCCAGCAUAUUUGCCGGUGCAUUCAAGCCGAUCAUAUACUCCAUGGUUAGAACCUUCUGCUUCAGAUCGUCUACGGAGCAAAUGUUCAUCUGGGAUGAGCAUUUCAUGCUGUUCAUGGACCUUAUGUUCGACUACGCGUUAUAUUGCACCUACUUCGGAGCGUUCAUGCUAAUAUCGCAACCACCGCUAUUUAAACAUAUCUUCACUCAGUGUUCCGAGUUGCACUGA
Babesia bigemina is the source of this 1563-nucleotide messenger RNA. Its product is annotated as membrane protein, putative. Lineage: Eukaryota; Apicomplexa; Aconoidasida; Piroplasmida; Babesiidae. The transcript has a single exon. Gene Ontology annotation, cellular component: membrane. The record is from RefSeq and is a predicted model, not a curated record. Bases 1 to 1563 code for a protein of 520 amino acids.